GUAAAUAUAUUUUUAUUGAAUUAUUCCCAGUUAGCAACAGAAAUGGCCACCACACAAGGACAGGAUAUCAUUUGCUGUCAGUUUUGUCCAAACCCUGUAGAACAUCACUGCAAUCUUUGUCACGUGGACCUCUGCCUCUCUUGCAUACCAAAACACAUGGCUGACAAAUCAAGGGAACAUGAAGUUGUUGGAUACUCUUUCAGGAAAAAGCACCCUUUUACUCCACCUCUUUGUCUAACACACAAGAUUAACCGAUGCGAGACAUACUGUCAAGAUUGUAGUAUACCAAUUUGUAUUCAGUGCAUGAUGGGCUCGCACAGAAAACAUGAAUUUACUGAUAUUAGUGAUAUUCUUCGAGAGCAUAAACAGAAAAUCAAAUCAGAUACAGAAGAACUGGAAAAUAGAAUUGUUCCAAAAUACAGAAACAUAAACUUGAGUACAGCCACAACAGAGUUUGAUAAGGUUCUUUCUGUCAUAAAAGAACAAGAAGAUAAGCUCUGUAAAGCGGUACGUAAAGCAAGCAUUCAACUCACAGAGGAAGUAACUGCACAGAAAACAGAAGUUAUAAGUAAAUACAAAGAAAACCAGUAUUCGGUUGAGAAAGAAAUUAAUCAAAUUGUCCAAAAGAAUAAAGAAACCCUGAAAGACAAUGAUGCCACGGUCAUACUUAACUACCAAUCACAAAAUAAUGAUUUUCGAAGUGGCCCAGAACUACCAAGGUUUUCUUGUCCAAAGUUGAUUGCUGGUAUAGUUAAACAAGACCAAAUUGUUGGCAUGUUCGGUUUCCUUCAAAACGGGGAUGACAUGGAGAAAAAACCUGAAAUGCUGAAAAUGAUGGAUGUUCCUAUGGUUCUAGGUACCAUGCAGAUUCCUUUUGGAGGUAUGUUCAAUCUUUGGAGUGUGCAGUGUGUGGGGAAAGAUAAAAUCUUGACCAGUGGAGAUGACGCACAAAUCAAAGUAAUAAACAGGAGGAAUGGAAUCAUUUUAAAAGCAAUUGAAACAAUAUAUAAUGUAAGGGCACUAACAAUUAAUUCACAACUGAAACCAGUGUUUUCAACUUAUCUAAAAACAAAUAUUUACCGGUAUAAGAACACAAGGGAAAAAGUGGAGGUAUUACUUGACACACCUGACUGGUUUCCUGUUGGUCUUUGGUAUGCAGUAAACGGAGAUUUACUAGCGAGUAUGCGUUCCACAGAUAGGACACAGAGUAGAGUGGUGAGAUACUCAGGGAAUAAAGAAAUUCAGAAGAUCCAGUAUGACAGUCAGGGACAACCUCUGUUUUCUACUGGUGUACGUCAAACUGUACUUCACCUGACUGAGAAUGGAAAUGGUGAUAUCUGUGUGGCUGACUGUGCUGGGAAGGCAGUUGUUGUAGUGAAUUCUUCUGGGGGAUUACGAUUCAAGUAUACUGGCAACCUCUCCAUCCAAUCAAAGUACAGAGAGUUUAGACCAUCUCAUAUUACUACUGAUGUCAAUACUCAAAUACUAAUAAGUGACACCUCAAACGAGAUUGUUCAUAUUAUAGACUGUGAUGGUAACUUUGUCCGUUAUAUUGACCACCCAGGUACUGGAGGACUGAGUAUUGAUGGUGACCAUAACCUUGUUUUAGGACACUUGCACACUGGAGAAAUUAAAUUUAUCAAAUAUCUAGAGAGUUGAACAGUUUGAAUUAAUGAUAAAGA
Molecule: messenger RNA, 1682 nt
Organism: Saccostrea cuccullata (small rock oyster)
Lineage: Eukaryota; Metazoa; Mollusca; Bivalvia; Ostreida; Ostreidae
Exons: 1
Coding region: 43-1659 (538 amino acids)
Molecular function (GO): zinc ion binding
Source: RefSeq, a predicted model, not a curated record